Messenger RNA from Telopea speciosissima, 488 nucleotides. RefSeq names its product putative cell wall protein. The record is from RefSeq and is a predicted model, not a curated record. NCBI's taxonomy places the organism in Eukaryota, Viridiplantae, Streptophyta, Magnoliopsida, Proteales, Proteaceae. The transcript is spliced from 2 exons. The coding region runs from base 50 to 451 and encodes 133 amino acids.
UUCUUCUUCUAUCCAGAGUGAAGAGUCCAGCUUUUUAUAGGCUAUAGAAAUGGCAAACUACUCACUUUUUUCUCUCCUUCCUAUAUUUCUCAUCUUCACCAUCUUAAUUGCAGUGACUCAAGUAGCAGUCGCAGGGCGUGAGAUUCCAACCAAGGCCAAUGUAACAGACAAGAAACAGCCUGAGUUGUUCAUCGGCGACGAUGGAAAUGUGCUCAUUCCGGGUUUAGGAAGAGUGCAAGUACCUGCCCUAGCUGGUUUUCCAUUCUACCCACCCUAUUCAGGCGGAGGAACAGGCAACAUUGGUGGGGGUGGAAAUAGCGGCACUGGGAGCACUGGGGGAGGGAGUCCCAGUUACGUCCCAGGUGGUGAUGACACCUUUGUUCCCAACCCAAGUGUAGAGGUUCCCAGUGGAGGCGGUGCAGUUCCUACUCCUCAAACAGCUCGCCCAUGAGUUCCCUCCUCUUCACUAGUUUAAUUGUCACUUGCAA